Molecule: messenger RNA, 1680 nt
Organism: Quercus lobata
Lineage: Eukaryota; Viridiplantae; Streptophyta; Magnoliopsida; Fagales; Fagaceae
Exons: 4
Coding region: 1-1617 (538 amino acids)
Molecular function (GO): zinc ion binding
Source: RefSeq, a predicted model, not a curated record
AUGAGAAAUGUUGUACUAAAGAAGGAGAUGAAGUUCCCUAAUGUAAAGGUGUUCAGAGCUGCUUUGAGGGAGUAUGCAAUCAAAAAACCUAUUGACAUCAAAUUCAAGCUUAAUGAAAAGACCAAGAUAUCAGUUCACUGCAAGAAUGGGUGUGGGUGGAGAUGUUAUGCAUCUCAAAUAAGUGGAGAGCUAACAUUUCAAAUUAAGACCUUGACUGAUGACUGUACUUGUCCCAAGUCUUUCAAAAACAGCCAAGCAACAUCAGCUUAUGUUGCUAAGAGGUUCAUUGAGGAUUUUAGCAAAAAUCCAAAUUGGGAGGGGCUUAUACCUGCAAUAGAGACACUAUUCCCUACCGUGGAGCAUAGAUACUGUGUGAAACACAUCUACAACAAUUUCAAAGUUGAUCACAAGGGAUUGGAGUUGAAGGAUGCAUUGUGGAGGUGUGCUGCUGCCACAAUAGUAAGGGAGUUUGAGAGAUGCAUGCAGUACGUAAGGGAUUUGGAUGAAAAGGCAUAUGAGUAUCUUGCAAACAUUGCACCUGCACAGUGGACAAGGUCACACUUCACUCCUAGGGCCUUAACAGAUUGUUUGGUAAAUAAUUUGAGUGAGUCUUUUAAUGCAAUGAUAUUGAAGUCUAGGGACAAGCCUAUCUUGGCAAUGUUGGAGUGGAUUAGGGUUAGACUUAUGACUAGGCUUUACACAAAAAGGGAAGGGAUACAGAAGUAUGCUGGAAAGUUGUGUCCAAGCAUACAAGAUAGGUUGGAGAAAUUGAAGGUUGAAAGUAAGGCAUUUAGUGCUACCCCAGUUGGUAGUUUCCUUUAUGAGGUAGGCAGUCAGUAUGAGAGGCAUGUAGUUGAUUUGGUGAAGAAGACAUGUAGCUGUAGGUCUUGGGAUUUAAAUGGCAUUCCCUGCAAACAUGCCAUAACAGCCAUUUAUACACACAUUGAGACACCAGAAGACUAUACCCACCCAUGCUACUUCAAAGAAACUUACAUGGAGAUAUACAAGGAGGUACUUCCUCUCAUGCCUGGCCAAUCAGAAUGGGCUGAGACUGGACAGCCUGCUCCCCUGACACCUCACAUAUACAAACCACCAGGCAGAUCACCCAAGCAAAGAAAGAGGGCUUCUGAUGAGCCUAGGAACCCUUACAAAGCAAGUAGACAGAACAGACCUGUAAGAUGUGGGAAAUGCAAAAAGGAAGGGCAUAACUCAAGAGGGUGCAAGGCUGGCAUCACUGGGGAGACACCAUGGCAGAGGAGACAGAGACUUCAAAGAGAAAAAGUUGCAAGGGAAGGGGUGCCUGCACCUAGAUCUGCACCUCAGCCUGCACCUCAGCCACCAUCCCAGCAGCCUACCCAGACCUACAACAUGAUGUCUGCCACUCAGCCUUCAUCCUCACAGCAAGGAAAUCAACCUAGGCCAUCUCACAAGAGAGCAGGAUGGUUCUCUUCCUCACAACCAGAGUUUCACACACCUAGGGAGACCUGGGAUACCUUACCAAGUUCUUCACAGCCUUCACAUGCAAGUGGGAGCACUGGUGGUGUGAGGACUAGAGGACAGCUUGCUGCACAAAGGCCACCAAAAAUGAAUCCAGUGGGUGGAAAGAGGAAAGAGUAAAGGCAAGAAAUGAAUGAAGCUAGUAGGUACGCAUGCCAGCAUUGGGAGUAAAGCUAGUGGGAA